GACGAUUCAAGCUCUCUUCCACCUAGACGGAGCUUUCGAACCUCAAUUUUCCUCUCUUGUCUUUAACCCCCUCUUCAAUUCCCUCUUGCCAUAACCGUCUUCCACAGCCCAACACAUCUCAAGAGAAACGUCACCUCCGAGCCCCGCUCCCACUCCAAACCCACCCACCCACAAUGUCUCUCCUCCGCCUCUCCCGCACACGCCUCCCCUACAAAUCCCUCCUCCGUCGCUCCUUCUACACCACGCCUCCCCUCCCCCGUCGCUCCUUCUACACCACACUUCCCCUCCCCCGUCCCUCCUUCUGUAUCACACCUCCCCUCCUCCGUCGCUCCUUCUGCACCAUACCUCCCCUCCUCGCCGACAUCCAACCCACAAUCCUCCCCCGCCUGCAAUCCGAUCUCAAAAUUGCCAUGCGCUCAAAAGACAAACAACGCCUCAAUGUCCUCCGCUCUCUGCUCGCCGAAAUCACAAAUGCCUCCAAAACCGCAAAACCUAUUCAAACCGAUGGCCAACUGCUGUCCCUCGUACAGAAACACAUUUCCUCGUCGCAGCAGGCGAUUGAUGAGUUUGAGAAGGCGAGGAGACUGGAUUUGGUGGAGAAGGAGCAGGGCCAGGUGGAUAUUUUGCAGGCGUAUGUUGAUGAAAUUCCAAAGCUGGGUGAGGCGGAGGUGGAUGGAAUGGUGGAGGACGUGAUGAGGGGGUUGCAGGCGAAACCGCUAAAUUUUGGGAGUGUGAUGAGGGGAAUGGUGGAGGUGAUUCAGGGGCGGCCUGUGGAUAUGGAGUAUGUAAGAACGGCGGUUAGGAAGGUUACUGGGGGGAAGUAGAAGUGGACUUUCGCUUAGGAAAGAGCUGGAGUAUAUUAUAUGUAUAUGUAAGACUAGAUGUACA
Lindgomyces ingoldianus is the source of this 888-nucleotide messenger RNA. RefSeq names its product GatB/YqeY domain-containing protein. Gene Ontology annotation, cellular component: mitochondrion. NCBI's taxonomy places the organism in Eukaryota, Fungi, Ascomycota, Dothideomycetes, Pleosporales, Lindgomycetaceae. The coding region runs from base 174 to 824 and encodes 216 amino acids. Gene Ontology annotation, molecular function: carbon-nitrogen ligase activity, with glutamine as amido-N-donor. The record is from RefSeq and is a predicted model, not a curated record. The transcript has a single exon.